UUGCAAAAUUUUAAUAUUAAUAAAAAUAUGUACGUUCUUCGAAAAUCAAAUGAACAAGAUACGAGAUUAUAACUUACAAGAAAAUGAAGAAACUUAUCAGUCACAAAUAGCAGUGAUGUAUCGACAAAUAUUUGAACCCUAUGAAUAUAAUGAGGAGUAAAAUGCCACCAUUUCGAAGGAAAAAAUCUGGAAAAUCUUUUCCUGUUAAAGUCUGUACAUUGGAUGCUGAAUUGGAAUUUAGUUUAGAGUGGAGAUCAACAGGAAGAGAUCUUUUCGAUUUAGUUUGUCGUACAAUAGGAUUAAGAGAAACAUGGUAUUUUGGACUUCAGUAUGAAGAUGCUAAAGGAUUUAUAUCUUGGUUAAAAUUAGAUAAAAAAGUACAAGAUCAAUGUAUUUCUCAACAACCUACAACACCUUUCAUGUUUUUGGCAAAGUUUUAUCCAGAAGAUGUUGCUGAAGAAUUAGUGCAGGAAGUAACUCAACAUUUAUUUUUUCUACAAGUGAAACAAGCUAUUCUUUCGAUGGAUAUUUAUUGUCCACCAGAAGCAUCUGUAUUAUUAGCUUCUUAUGCAGUACAAGCAAAAUAUGGAGACUAUGAUGAAGUUUCAUAUCGUCCAGGAAUGCUUGCUAGCGAAGAUUUAUUGCCACAAAGAGUUAUUGAUCAAUAUCAGAUGACACCUGAAAUGUGGGAGGAUAGAAUAAAUUGGUAUGCUGAUCAUCGUGGGAUGUCUAGAGAUGAAGCAGAAAUGGAAUAUCUGAAAAUUGCUCAAGAUCUUGAUAUGUAUGGUGUAAAUUAUUUUCCUAUUAGUAAUAAAAAAGAGACUGAUCUUUGGUUGGGAGUCACAGCCUUGGGAUUAAAUAUUUAUGAAAAGGAGAACAAAUUGGCGCCGAAAACAACAUUCACAUGGUCGGAGAUACGACAUAUCAGUUUUGAUGACAAGAAGUUCGUAAUAAAGCCAGUGGAGAAAACAUCGCCGAACUUCGUGUUCUUCUCGCAGAAAGUUAGGAUGAAUAAACUGAUUCUGGACCUGUGUAUUGGCAACCACGAUCUGUUUAUGAGGAGACGCAAACCUGAUUCCAUGGAAGUGCAGCAAAUGAAAGCACAAGCCAAAGAAGAAAAAUCAAGGAGACAAAUUGAAAGAAAUAAAUUGGCACGAGAAAAGCAACUCAGAGAAACAGCAGAAAGGGAAAAGGCUGCUAUGGAACAACGACUUUUACAAUAUCAAGAAGAAAUUCGUUUAGCAAAUGAAGCACUUAGAAGAUCUGAGGAAACUGCAGAUCUAUUAGCUGAGAAAAGUCGUGUAGCCGAAGAGGAAGCAAUGCUAUUAAGUCAGAAGGCUUCAGAAGCGGAACAAGAAAUUACACGUAUACGAUUGAACAAUAUGAAGACAGAAGAGGAAAAAGUUCAUCUUGAACGAAAAACUAGAGAAGCAGAAUUGUUGACAGAAAGACUGGUACAAGAAUCUGAACGAAGAGCUGCUGAAGCAGAAAAAUUAAAAGAUGAACUAUUACGUGCACGUAUUGCUGAAAAGGAAGCAAAAGAAAAAUUACUAGAAUUUCUUAGUAGAAAUGCUUAUACUGCAACUAUAACUCCCGUGCCAAACAUAUUUCCAUCGACGCAAGUACUUCCAUCAGAUUUGCAAGCAGAUCUUCAAACAUUACAAUUGGAUACAGAACCUUUGCCAACUGAUCUCACUUCUUACGAUCUGAUUGCCGAUGGAGAUGUCGAUCAAUUAUCUUUAGAAAUUGAGAAAGAAAGAGUUGAUUACUGGGAAAAAAGUAAACAUUUACAGGAACAACUUAGAGAAUUGCGCACAGAAAUUGAAGUUAUGAAAGUUGGAGAAAAACAGUGCGAAUUGGACCAAUUACACGAAGAACAAGUGCGACUCGGUGAGAAUAAGUAUAGUACAUUAAAGAAAGUAAAAUCUGGAUCCACCAAAGCCAGAGUUGCAUUCUUUGAAGAAUUAUAGUUGAUGUAUUCCUAAGAGAUCAAAAAAUUGACAAACUCUAUGGAGAGAAGUUGAAUAUACAAUGAAAUAAAUCUGAUGAAUCUGAAUCUCAUAAAUACGUACGUAUGUAUACGUUCUAGAAUACUAAAACGUACGCUUUUUGUUGUAUAUUAGUAUUAGUUUUAUUAAUAUCCCAAUAUUUGCGAUAUCAAUAUAAUUAGUAAAUCAUACUCAUACAGUAAAUUGUCUUUUGAA
Messenger RNA from Apis florea (little honeybee), 2204 nucleotides. It is a transcript of the gene Mer, whose product is annotated as ezrin/radixin/moesin family protein merlin. Gene Ontology annotation, cellular component: cytoskeleton. Gene Ontology annotation, molecular function: actin binding. Lineage: Eukaryota; Metazoa; Arthropoda; Insecta; Hymenoptera; Apidae. The record is from RefSeq and is a predicted model, not a curated record.